Molecule: messenger RNA, 6135 nt
Organism: Osmia lignaria (orchard mason bee)
Lineage: Eukaryota; Metazoa; Arthropoda; Insecta; Hymenoptera; Megachilidae
Gene: Amun
Product: protein amun
Source: RefSeq, a predicted model, not a curated record
CAGAGACAGAGACAGAGACAGAGACAGAGACAGCAGCGAGGAGUCGUGCAGCAGAGACAGGCCAGGCGCGCGUAUACAGCCAUCGAACGUGGUGAUUCGUACGGAGGCGGACGUAUAAAGCGAGGCCGUUUCUCGGGAGGGAAAAAAAGGCUACGAUAAGGCGAGCCGUGUAACCAUCGUCACCGUCGUCGAUGAGAUCGUCAACGGGAUUUCGUCGAUGCUCGAGCGCAAAGUAUUUCGGCUCGACACGAAGAUAUAGGAGUCGGUACGACGACGAGUCCUGGCAAACAGCGGGAUCAAAGACGAUCGUGAGUAAAUAGAGCGACAAAGAAGAGAAGGGGUACGUACCCUGUCUGUCUGCGGUACGCGCCUGUAUAGUCCCUCGCGGCGGACGAUCCAAGGUACAUACGCGUGUACCGUGUGUGUAUUCCUUCGUAGAUCGGUGCAUACGUGCGUGUACGAAGACUAAAAGAAGUGGGGGGAGGCAGUCUCUAUACUUGGCGGACAUCCGGCGGGGAAACCGCACGCAUUCGUACGAAGCCUCUCCGAGAGAGCGAGGGAAAAAGGAGGAAGGAUCUGUGUGGCGCCGAGGAAAACACGUUGCACUCCUCGACUGCUCGAACACAGAGACUCUCGAGAGGAGAAAGGAGGUUCUUUGCGUUCCCAUUGCACGUUCUCCUUUUCGUCUCUCGACUUUACCAGUCGGAUCACAAAGUUGCCUCUUUUAUCAAAAACACAUCAUUCUACUAUCGGUAUCGGUAUCGGUAUCGGUAUAAAGUUUCCUUUUCGUCCUGUAACUUUGAUCCUCGUGCGUGAGUAGCCGCACGCAACGCAACCGUUGAAAUUUUCGGUACAAAUAAUAUAAGGGUGGUGGAAAGCGGUGGAAGGACGUGACGAGAAAGAGAGAGGGAGGGAUCGAGGGGAAAGGAAAGAAGCGAGAAACACGCCGAGCAGUGCUGCUCCCUAUUGGCGACGUCGAGUCGCGCUCCCCACCCGGGACAGUCGAACGAGGUCCGAAGGCGAGUUCUCGGCGUGUAACUACGGUGAUUUUCCCUUACAAGAGUGUAGGCACGAGACCUCGUAGCUCUGCACCGUAUAACGUUCCGCGUAAACAUCACACCUUUAUAAGUUGAAAAUCCAUUCCGGUAAUCAUCGUUCUAAUACGUAAACGUAAAAAAUCGUGUUGAAUAUAUUUGGAGGAAAUCGUAAAACAGCGAGAGAAGAAGGAGACAGAGAUAGUGAAGUCUGGUUUAACACGCGUGCUAUCGUCGUCGAUAGAAUUCCGGUGCCCUCGUCGCCGGAGCAAACUGUGUGUGCGCCGAUCCUCGUGAAACACGUCCCACGCGUGUGUCGCGUAUCACCGCCGCCGGUGAAACCAAGAGAAUUCGAACGAGUCAGAGGGUAAAAUAGGAUUUCUCGCGUGGUCGGUCCUCUCCCGAAGCACGCGCGGAGAGGGGUGCAACGGAGGUUUCGCCAGAGAGGGAGAAGGAAAGAAAUCGAGAGAGACAUCGUUAAACGAAGACGAUAGAGGAAAGGGGGGAAAGGAGAGAGAGAUAGAGACUCUUGAGGGGGAGAGACGAGGACGCGUAUAGUGCAACCGAGGCGCUCGUGCUGCGCCCCAACGGCCGUUUCUCGAAGCUCAGUUAUCACAAUGGCUUCCGUGAAAGACACAGCGACUUUCUUCGCGGAGGGCACAGCAAGUCAGUUCGAACACGUACUGAAGCUUUAUCCGCAGGCCCUCAGACUCAAAGCCGAUCGAAAGACGAAAAAACCCGAGGAGCUGAUCAAGUUGGAUAACUGGUAUCAAAAUGAGCUUCCGAAAAAAAUCAAAUCACGCGGCAAAGACGCGCAUCUCAAUCAUGAAGAGUUGGUGCAAACGAUGAAAUGGAAGCAAAUACGUGGGAAAUUUUACCCUCAACUAUCUUAUUUAGUAAAAGUGAACACACCGCGUGCCGUGAUGGCAGAAACGAAAAAGGCGUUCAAGAAACUUCCAAAUCUUGAACAAGCUAUCACAGCCCUGUCGAAUUUAAAAGGAGUAGGUACCACGAUGGCAUCGGCCUUGUUAGCAGCGGCAUCACCAGAAAAUGCACCGUUUAUGGCCGAUGAAUGCCUGAUGGCAAUACCGGAAAUCGAGGGCAUCGAUUACACCACCAAGGAGUACCUUAACUUUGUUCAACACAUUCAAAAUACCGUGGAGAGGUUGAACAAACAAACGUCAAAUGGCAAAACAUGGAGUCCUCACAGGGUGGAGUUAGCCCUAUGGACCCACUAUGUGGCGUCCGAGUUAAAACCAGAACUCUUAGACGGCAUUCCAGGUUCAACAGAGAACGGUAACUCUCAUCCGCCAGCCAGCAACGGCGAAGCGACGGAACCGUCGGACGACAGCAAUCAGGAAGUGGCAGUGAACGGUAAGGAACCAGGCCGUAUUGAUCCAGCGGCCAUCGACGAGAACAGCAUGACCACGUCCUUCACCGAAGACUCGAUGGAUAAACCCGCAACACCGAUUACAGUGGGCGUAGCCAGCGAAGAUACGAACGAUUCCCUCGCAACGAACGAGAACGACGACAGCAACAACACGCCACGACCAACGGACAGCGAGGACACAGAAGACUCUCAGGACGUCGUACAGGAGCCGCCAACGAAGAAGAGUAAGAAGUGACCCACCGCGAGCCAAGGAGCCACGAAUACGAGCAACAACGUCACCAACCUAAUGUCAGCCGCCAAUUUAACGCUGAUCGCAGCGAGGCGCUUCUAAAAAACCGCCAGGGUCACCGAUCAGCGUCGCGGAUAGUAGACUUUCUUCUUAUAUACCAUCAGGCUACCAUCAUCAUGAUCGUGUUUUACAUUUAUUUUUCUUCGCUCCCUCUCUUUCGAUUCAUUUAUUUAUCCAAAAUAUUUCAUACACUCGCUUCUUCUACUUCUUCUUCUUCUUCUUCUUCUUCUUUGUCUCCUUGGGUACCGAUUCUUUCAUCAUGGUCACAGCACCUCGCCUUUCUAUGUCCUUGUCCGUAGACAUCCUCGAGAGUGUGAAAUAACGUAAUAUCGUAGUCGAUGAUGUGGAAGUCAUUGCGUAAAACAGCUUGCUGGUUUUUAGAUUGAUUCGGGGCUCGAACACAGAAACAAGAGGCGAAGCUCGACCAAUGAAGAUUACCAACUGUUUUCUUUUUCUUCUCCUUUGAUUACAAGGUUUCUCGUGUUCUCUUCGACCCGUUGUGUUUCUCACGCGUUGUCGUGAUACCAACUAUUUUAGUCUCCUCGAGUUUCUAUACUUGUCCUGGAGCUUUCUCUCUUGUUCUGAUGUAGCGCUAUAUUUCUUUCCUCGCGUAGGAGCUUUUCGUUCGUUGAUCGAGACGAUCUUGGUACUGCCUUAUCAGUGACCCGUUUCCGUUGGUCACAAGGAACAACUACCAAGGAACAAACGUAGUCUUUAUUUACCAGAGAAAGAUCAUUCCUUUUUAUCCGCGAUUUCUACACCGUGUUCAAGGGCCACUGAAACACACAUACACGAUGUUUAACGUUUUAAAGCGAACUGUGCGCGAAACGAGAAUGAGAGGGAGGGAGUGAUAAAGAGAGAAUGUAUUAUAACAAAUCUGGGUAUGAGAGAGAGAGAGAGAUCGAGUAACUGAUCCUGUGACCAGCAAGAAAAAAAAAAUAUAAGAAAAAUAUCGGCGGUACACCGAAACACAAUGAUAAUAUUAAUAUUAAUAAUAAUAAUUAUUAUUAUAAUUAUAAUACCGAAUCAUUACCAUAAUUUAUAUACCUAAAAGAAAAAAAAACUGCAUGUCAGAGUGAUGCAUGGAGCAAAACCAAAUACCUUGUAAGUAAAAAGAAAAAAAAUGGAAAAAAUGAAAAAAAAAAUUAGAAACAAAUAAAAGUAACGCUUUUUUGAGUCCAUCAUGAAAAAACGAAAACGUGAAAACGAAUGGCGGUAGACACCUAACAGGUACUCGCAUACAUACAUACAUACAUACAUACAAACACACACACGCACACACACACACAUCACGUCGAGAUUCUCAUGUACAGGGAUUUAACUAGUAUUUUUGCAUUAUUGAUGAUUAAUUAAUCAUUGUCGAGGAUGAGACGCGAACGAAGAGACGAACCACGAUUAAUCGAUUGCAAACGAACGUUGAGUAAUUGCAACAAAAAAAAAUGUGAAAAAAUAUAUUAAAAACAUGAAAAACAAGACUACACGAGAUAGUAUAACGUUGAAUCAUGAUAGAGAGAAAGAGAGAAUGUGUGUAUAAGAAGACAGAGUGAAAGAGGGUAUGUAAGGUUGCCAGAAAGUUACAGAAGAUGAAUAAACCGCUAUAGCUUGAUCAAGAACGUUCAUUCAAAUUUUAUAAAUAUACAUAAUUAUAUAUAUAUAUUUGUAAUUUAGAACACCGUGGCCAGGCUGAGCUAUAGUACCGACCUUAUUAUUAAUUCACACAUAAACCAUACAUACGGUAACCGACAGUGGUUACGCUAAAAAGAAACCAGAUAAAUGGACUAGCUUGUUUUCAAUAUCUGGUGUAUUUUAGUGUCUCUUUGCCAGGGGGGGAACAAACACCAUCCUAAGCAACGCGAAAAAGUGAAGAGAAAAGACAGAAAUAAUAGGAUAUCUGUCUGGUAUCAAAGAACCGUUGUGAACAGAGAGUUUGAAAACUCAAAAUAAUUAAUUUCUCUGUUGAGAAGGAAUGCAAGAAAUCCAAAGAGGAACCUCAGAAACGAUCUUCGCUGAUUUCGAUAAUCAAUUCGAAAAUUGAUCGAGAUCGAGGAGGAGGACGUCUGAGGUUCGUCUUGUCAGAGGAGAGAACAAAGCAGAGGUUUGCAGCGAGUAUGGAUGAAUCUACCUUAAUAAAAUCGUAGUGAAGCCCGUUCUAUUUAUUUAGCGCCUAAUUUAUUCCGUAUCGAUCGUUUCGUUGGCAAGGAACAAUAUAUAUAUAUAUUACAAACGCGUGGAUCGAAGAGAAUCGUGAAGUUCCAUAGAUCAAGAAGACGAAAAAUGUUCGAAAUGGAGAAUUUUUUUUUUUUUUUUCACCGACGUUCUUGCGAUUAUUUAGCGGAUAAUGUUAAGUAAUUGCUGAAGUAAUAUUUGAUAUACAUAUGCGUGAGUUUAUGACGCGAAUGAAUUAUAAUAAUUACGACGACGACGACGACGACAAUGAUGAGAUUGAUAGUGACACGAGGGUGAUUAUUAUUAUUAUUAUUAUUAUUACGUUACUGCUGCUAUUAACUACUAUUACGAACGACGGCGAGCAUAGUUUUUAUUGUCUUUAUAAACGUAUAACGGAUUUAAUGUAGCGGAGUUGUUUUUUUUUUUCUUCUUUUCUUUCUUUUCGCCUGAUAAAUUAUUAUUCUCGCACGUAAUUACAAGACAUUCCACCAAUAAUUCUUCUUGUUCUGUUCAAUGCCAUUUUCUUUCGCCACUUUUCUUUGAUUCAUCGAUAAGGGAGUAUCACUCUCUAUCUCUCCUGUAUUGAAAAUUUCAGAUUUUAUUCUACCAAAAGGAACAUGAAAUAUUUUGUUUCAUCAACGUCCUGCUUCCAAUAAUCGUGGCCUUUUUUCCUCUAUGUUCCUUCUCAGAAAAUACAGAUUUCCCGACGGUGAUCAAAUUCGGCGUGAACAUUUUUUUAACAGAUCUGCCCUAGGAUAAGAUCGUCUACGAAAAUUCGGAGGAGAUCCUUCAAGAAUUUUCUUCGGCUCGCAGGGGUUGAUAAGGUGAACCGUUUAAAACUGCCAUUUAAAAUAAAUAUAAAUAAGCAAUCGUGUUAAAAACCGAUCGAUACGACGAUGGGCCAUGCUCUUCUCUCGAUGACAAGAUGUUAAUCGAUGAAGAAGAAUCACACGUUUGCCUUGCCUUCGAUGAACACUUAGGAGUCGAUCAGUGAUGGCCAAUCGUGCCCUCGAGGGCAAGUGGCGUGCACUCGGUUUGAAAAUUUGUAAUUUCUAUAUUUCUAAAUUACCAAAUUCUCAAAUUUCCCACAUCGACAUCCCGUAUUCCAUCGUUGCACGUCUCGUGCACGCCAGUCCCCUUGAGUUCCCCAACGGGCACUCGUUAUGCCCAUCGCUGCUCUUAACGAUCCCAAUAUUCGUUAACGUUCGCGAUCUUCACCAACGAUUGCACUGAUUCAUUUUUUUUUUUUUUUUUUU